Messenger RNA from Phialemonium atrogriseum, 2466 nucleotides. RefSeq lists its product as uncharacterized. The record is from RefSeq and is a predicted model, not a curated record. Bases 484 to 2433 code for a protein of 649 amino acids. The transcript has a single exon. NCBI's taxonomy places the organism in Eukaryota, Fungi, Ascomycota, Sordariomycetes, Cephalothecales, Cephalothecaceae.
UCUUUCCCCCUUCCCAUCACACCUUCUUGGACCGAAUUAAGACAUCACCGUACCAUACCGUCUAACGGUUUUUUCCUUUUGGCUCAAUUCACUUCUACCUUCCACCAGCAGUUAUUCACCUUACUUUCUUCACUCACAUACCGGUUCACCGUAUCCAGCCAUCCGACUUUUUGGACUCGUCAGGUGCUUCUCAGGACUUACAACGAAGAUUCGAGAAUAACCGACAAACUUCAAGGUUCCUUGGCCCCAUCUUAGACAUUGCAUAACUAGCCUGCGCAGUUAAUUGAUGCACUGAAUCACCCUGUGAUCGUGAUCGACACUGCGCAGCUUGCUGGUGGCGACCAAGCUUGCUACGGCUUCACCAACAUCAAUCAGCUGAGACCUCCAAGAGGGAAACCCGGCUUCACCCCUUGCUUCAAUUGUCGCUGGGAAUCUUCAUGACGCGACAGCAUUCCACACAACACGCUUCGCUGUCUGGUCAACAUGAGUCAGCAUUCCAGUUCGGCCACCCUUCCAAGGGGGUUCAGAUUUGCUGCUGUAAAGACCCCCGAGCCCUUUGACAACAAUGACGAGACUCAGAUCCCAUCUCCACCAAGGCCCCGCCUGAAAUUGAAGCGGCGUCAUGUCUCCCAUCACCUCUCGGCCCCAACCCAGCAAUUUCUAGCCUCCGUGGCCGCUGCCGACAUUCCCAUACCAAGCAUUGAGGAACCCGAGACUAGACCUGGAGAUUGCAACAAGGGCGAAAUGCAACUCAUCUCCACCAUUGAGCCUGUUCAGGAUGAGAACUACACUCAUCUCCUUGCUCCCCGAGGACGAACAUUCUCUCCGCCAAAGACUCCUGCCCCUCGCUUGGUGCCAUCUCUUUCACCCCCGAGAUAUCCCAACUGGACCAUCGACUCGGCCAUCAGCAGCAGCAGCAUCGAGUCAACUCCCGACUGCGAGUCGAGUAGGCCAUCCACUUCGAGGUCUACCCAAACAAGCGGCUCCUUGUUCAGUCGCCUGUCUCAUCUUUCCGACGACGACUGCGCGAGUCCCGAGUUCCACAGUGACGAGAAAUUCGUCCUCCGGGAUGAGCAUGGCCGGUCUGGAGCCCCGUUCGUACCGAAUACUAAGCCGAGGAAAGCGCCAUGGACCAAGGCAAUGAGCACUCAUCUGUGGUCCACCUACGUCUUAUAUCUGCAAGACCCCAAGGUCACGCCUUUCCGCAUUGGUACGAGUUGCAUCCCGCCGCACGGUGUCCUUCUCCGCGUUGCUAGAGAAGCGAAGCGUAGUUGGAAAGGAUCCAAGGCCCUGAAGAAGGCCGUCAACCCGGGCGAUGGCAAGAAGAGCGGGAGUAGCACUCCGACUGCGGAGAGCUCGGGCGCGUAUAUGGAAUGGCCACAUACAUGUGCUACCACUCGCGGCCAUCUUCGCGAACUCUGCAAGAUCAAGGCUGCCUCGGGGGCACGAAAUCUUCGCUCCGUGUCCCGUAGCCCGGCUCCGUUUACCCAGGCCGCCGCACGGCAUUGGAACAGACGGUCCACACCCGCCGCAUGCUCUCCAUCGCCGUUCGCGACUCAGGACAUCUCCAUGUCUCUUGCACUGAGCACAUCCGAGACAAUGCAACCGAACGGCCCUCUAGCCCAGCUCACAAGCUCAUCUUCGGAACUUCCCACCGAGCCGCCAUCGACUCUCCUGCCAGAAGUGGCCACCUCGUCUGACGCCGCGCCCGGGCUUUUGCUUGGUAACUUUGACGGAGAACCAUCCUUCGCAGAGCGGCGACGACUAGGCUCUCCCUUUGGCGCGAAGAGUUAUGGACCAAGCUCGUCUAGCUCCCUUUCGGCUGCUCUUGGCCUGAGCAUGCCCCUGCCACGCAGACAGACCCACACAGUGGGCCCCAGGCGGACUCUCCAGUCCCCAGUUCGGCUGAGUCGGUCAAGCACUCAGAGGAGGAGAAAUACCCAAUCUGGCGUGCCGCGCAAGCGACCCAGCCUGGUAUCGGACAUCUGGCUGGAUCCCAACGCCAACAACAGUGGCCCCCAAGUCGGAGGCGCGCCAGCGGCCGAACCGAACUUCCCAAUGCCUUCCCGCCUGGACCUCGACGAGCUCUUCAUUCCAAGGGCCGCUCCCAGCCAACCUUUCCUGGCAUCUUCGGCCAGCAUGCCGGAUGUCGGGGCACAGCUAGCGCCGCCUCUCGGCCCCCCUCCGAGGCUAGGCUCUCCGUUUUCAGGUUCCAACUCGAGUUUCAGUUUCCCCCGCCGCAUGCACCGGCACCAUCCGGAGAGCGUGGAUUUGGGUAUGCUUGGCCGUCCUUUUGCGACGGUCCAGCAUGCAACAGAGACCACCGCUGGCCCCGCACGGACGACCUUGACGGACCGCUUGGCGUACAUUGACCAACGUCUGAAAGAAUUCAGGAGUCGCGAUGCCCGCCGUCGAUCCGGGUCCCCGUUGUAAUUUUAUCACGAUCACCACCUGUUCCUCAUCAGG